AAGCGUUGGAAGGUCCGAACCCAAGUGAAUAACCUUCCGUUUUUCUCUCCCGUCUUUCUCUGCUCUGAACUAGAAGUCCUAGAGAGAGAUAAGCAUUAACACAGACCCUGACCCUAACCACAAUGGCGACCAGUUCUGCACAAGCGAACUUGGAAGACGUUCCCUCUGUCGAUCUCAUGUCUGAGCUCCUCCGUCGCUUCAAGUGUUCCGACAAGCCAGACAAGCGCCUCAUUCUCGUUGGUCCACCUGGAUCAGGAAAAGGCACCCAAUCACCAAUUAUUAAGGAUGACUACUGCUUGUGCCACUUGGCUACUGGUGAUAUGUUAAGGGCUGCUGUUGCUGCAAGAACCCCGCUUGGGGUUAAGGCUAAAGAGGCUAUGGAUAAGGGAGAACUUGUUUCUGAUGACUUGGUUGUUGGCAUUAUAGAUGAAGCUCUAAAGAAGCCCUCAUGUCAGAAAGGUUUCAUUCUUGAUGGAUUUCCAAGGACUGUGGUCCAAGCACAAAAGCUUGAUGAAAUGCUGGAAAAGAAGGGAGUCAAAGUUGAUAAGGUGCUCAACUUUGCAAUUCAUGAUGCAAUCUUAGAGGAGAGAAUUACUGGUCGCUGGAUACACCCAUCCAGUGGUAGAACCUACCACACCAAAUUUGCACCUCCCAAAGUUCCAGGAUCUGAUGAUGUUACUGGAGAACCUUUGAUUCAGCGCAAGGAUGAUACUGCAGCAGUUCUCAAAUCAAGGCUGGAGGCAUUUCACAAGCAAACUGAACCAGUUAUUGAUUAUUAUUCCAAGAAGGGCAUUGGUGCCAAUCUUCAUGCAGAAAAAGCUCCCAAAGAGGUCACUACUGAGGUUCAGAAGGUGCUCACUUCGUGAAAGCAGCCUCCCUUUUACUUAUAAAUGGAUUUCUUUUCUUAGAAAGCAUUGUAUUUUUUGCCCCAUUUUUCUGAUACAAGGUUGAAAUUUUCAACUGAUCUGAUUCACUUGACUUGAUUUUCCAAAUUGCACACGAUGGCUGCUGUCAACUUUUUGAGGUUUAAUCAACCUAUACAUAAUAUAAAUGCGUGGAACUGCACGCUGGUGAUA
This is a messenger RNA of Juglans microcarpa x Juglans regia, 1076 nucleotides long. RefSeq names its product adenylate kinase 4-like. Gene Ontology annotation, cellular component: cytoplasm; mitochondrion. The transcript is spliced from 6 exons. NCBI's taxonomy places the organism in Eukaryota, Viridiplantae, Streptophyta, Magnoliopsida, Fagales, Juglandaceae. The record is from RefSeq and is a predicted model, not a curated record. The coding region runs from base 123 to 866 and encodes 247 amino acids. Gene Ontology annotation, molecular function: ATP binding; AMP kinase activity. Gene Ontology annotation, biological process: nucleobase-containing compound metabolic process.